AGCUGGUUAUCAACAUAAAAUCAACAUUUCUAAUCAUCUCCAAUAAAUAAAAAAAUUGGCAUUUUGUCAAAGUCUAAAUAUGUUUUAUAAGUCUCCUUAUAAAAUCUAAUAUGUGAACAACUGAUGAGACAGAUUAUGGUUGAAUCUUUUUUUCAAUGAUUCGUGUUGGUAGCUGUGCAGUCUAAAUAAUCUGCCAAACUGGGGUGUGGGAAGUCAAAAGCUGACUCGCCAGUUCAUAGUAGUAGUAGCAGCACUAGUCAUAAAGGCGAGAAAAUGGCAGGCAAUAGUUUAGCAAUUCCAUCCUUUCCUAGCUCUAAUUCUCCUCAGAGGAUUGCAGGGGAUGGCUCUUCUCCAGCGCGAGUAAAGGUAGCACUUAGUCCAGGGCGAUCUUUAAUGGAUUGGAUAAGAUUAGGAAGAAGUGGACAAGAUUUAACCAGUGUAAAUGGUCAGGUAUUAGACGUUACAGAAGAGGAAUUAUCUAAACAUAAUACACAAGAAGAUGGUUGGCUCUCUCUUAGAGGUAAAGUGUAUAAUGUAACACCAUAUAUGGAAUAUCACCCAGGUGGCAUAGAUGAAUUGAAAAGAGGUUUAGGAAAAGAUGCUACUCAGCUUUUUGAUGAGAUUCAUAAAUGGGUGAAUGCAGAAUCUAUGUUAGAGAAAUGUUACGUUGGAAGAUUAUGUACUUCUGUUAAAAAUCAAAGAAAAGCCAGUACAGCAUCAAAAUCAAGUAUAUCAUCCAGUAAACUUAGUGCUAAUGGAACAAUAAAUUUAACCAAUUUAAAACCACCUGAACCAACAGGACCAGUUCCACCAAAAUUUGAUUGGUACCAAACUAAUAAAUGUGUAACAUUGGUUGUGUGUACUAAAUGGACUGGAAUGACAUCAGAUAUGGUUAUAAUAGAAAAAACAUGUAAACAGCUGCUGAUUUCUAUAUUUAUACAAGAUUUUACAUUUACUGUACAUACAGAAUUAGAAGAAGAAGUAACAAGUGAUUAUAUUGUCAAAGUACAGAAAGAUAGUGGAAAGACAGAAAUAGUUCUACCUAAAGUACAAAUGGAGAAACAAUGGUCUAGUUUGGGUAAAUUACUAGAUAAUCAUUGUUCUUAUAAGAAAACAUCAGAAUCAGGAGUUCGUCAGUAUAAUAGUAAAAUAAUAUCAGUAUCAAAAGUUAAUCAUGAUACUAAACUAUUCUGUCUUCAACUACCAGAAGGCUGUAGAAUGUGUGUACCUAUUGGAUAUCAUGUACAUGUACAUCAUCAUAUAUCAGGUAUGGAGAUAGUACGAAGUUAUACAUGUGUAAUACCAAGUAUAACGGGAGAAGUAAAACUUUGUGAUGUAGAAGAUGGACGGGUUGUAUAUUUAAUGAUAAAGAUGUAUACAGAUGGAGCAUUAACAUCUUGGUUAAAUACAUUAAAUAUAGGUGAUUGUAUAAAAAUCAGUAAUUUUGAUGGCAGUUUUAAUAGACAAUAUUUAACCUCUAGUCAUCAUCUGAUAAUGUAUGCAGCAGGCACUGGUUUUACACCCAUGAUAAGAUUAUUAUAUCAUAGUCUUAAACAGGAUUCUACUAUCAAAUCAGUGAAAUUAUUAUUUUUCAAUAAAACUAAAGAAGAUAUUUUAUGGAAGGAUCAACUUGAUGAAUUAGCUAUUCAACAUAAAAACCGGUUUGAAGUAACAUAUAUAUUAUCGAAUGAAGAUGAUACAUGGACAGGGUAUACUGGUAGGAUUCGACCAGAAUUUGUAGAAAAUUUUAUUCCGAGAUCUGAAAAUGAUGUUAAUAGACUAGUAUGUGCAUGUGGACCAACACCAUUUACUAAAGAAGUAAUGAGAUUAGCUAAAGAGUAUGGAUGUCAAGACAGUGAACUUCAUGCCUUUCUUGGUUAGAAUAACUUUCCAACAAAAAACAGGCGCUAAAAACAAAUACAAGACAUCUGUAAAAUAAGGUUCUUAAAUAUUUUUAAACAGUGAAAUAGCAAUAGAUUUUUAACGAGAUGAUAUUCAUAAUAAAUAAUUAUUUAAAUCAUGCUAAAUCCUAGUUGUAAACAUCUUAUGAGGUUAAUUCUGUUUACCUUAAUGGUGUCUGUCUGUUUGUUUCAUUCGUGUAAGAAGUGUGCUUGUUUUUUAGAUCAGAAAAACUAAGGUAUAGUAAAACUGAACCUACAUUAUACCUACAUAGAUCUACCUUAUGUUUUGUACAUUAAGUAUAUAGAAUGUAAGCGUAAUGUAUAUACAAAGUAUACUACAAGGUUUCAGUAUGUACUAAAACAUAUGAUAUCUUGAUAAUAAAACCAAUGAUUACUCAGACUUUUGUGGAAAAAUAAUUGUUAAAACGGUGAAACAUACCCCAUAUAUUUAUCAUGACUUUAUUAUACAGGUCGAGCGUCAGGACACGACUGACUCUCUCUCUCUCAGUUAUUAUUUAUGAAAUCAUUUAUUUCACGAUGGACACCAGGAAUUAAAAAUAGUUAGUUAAAAUGAUAAAUGUUGUUAAUAAUGUCAGGGAAAAACUAGAAUGUAGUAAGUCAAUUGUUUAAUCCAAUACCAAUCUGAUUAAAACACAGAUCCUAUUUCGUUUCGUUUAUUAUAGUUCAAAAUUUCGUUUAACCUGUCUUUACUACUCUGGAGUAGGCCAUCGAAAGUAUAAAAAAACGAAACGAAACAUAGAUUUGUAUUUUAAUAAUGUCAGGGAAAAACUAGAAUGUAGUAAGUCAAUUGUUUAAACCAAUACUUUAUAGAUAGUGCUAUUGUUAUUGUACAUUAAUAUAUAAAAAUGGCUAAAUACUAGAAACCUAUUAACUAGAUGUGCAUGUGUUUAAUGUGCGAUUGUUUUAUAUAUUUAUUAUCAUAUUCAUUUGUUAUUCAAUAAGAAUACAAAUGAUGAGAUCUAUUUUAGAUUUUUAAAGUGACAGUCCUUUCUAAAAUAUUUAACACUACUAAGAAUUUUAUUUAUUAACAAGAAAUGUUAAUUUGUAUAUUUGAAUUUUUUGACAAUAACCAACUUCUCCCUUUAAAAAUAUAAAAAUUGAAUUUCAUGCUGAUACUGAUGAAAAGUUGUCAAUGUAAACUAGUCUUGCUCCCUCUGGGUGAUAGACUAAGCAGGACAAUGUCGGGGCAGUAAUAAGUUUAAAAUAUUAUUAGUUUAAUCUAUUAACAAAAUAGUCUCGGUCACCCAGAACCUCCUAGUCUUGAACGUACGGAUUGUCUAGGACCGUUGUCAAUAUUUGACAAGUUCCAUUGCCCAUGCGUAACCAGGAGUUUGGUUGGGUUUUUUUUGUGGUUGAUUAUCUAGUUCCUUUGGCCAAGUCAAGUAAGAGUUGUGCCCCUUACCGCAAUAAAUCCCUUAAUUCUUGCAUUAUUAAAAAUAAACAUGAAUCGUGACGUCAAAUUAGGAUUAAUUUUAAAAUAUUGGUAUGGCCUUAGAAGACAGAAAUUUUACAAUAAAAAAAAAAUUAAGAGUGUUGAAUAUUGAACUGGCAAUGCAAUCAAAUGGACAUCCUGAAAUGGUAUGCUGAAAUUAAUUUCAUGGGCCACGACAUCUUGUUUUAGGACUAGUUACCUCCCUUAGACUUUGUUUAUGAUAUUGUAAAAGACUGGAUAAUCUAGCCAAUGACCUAUUAUUCUCAAAUGUUGACAACACAUCCAGACUAAUAUUCGUAGAAUAUUUUCCUGGAUGAUAGAGACUAUUAACAAAGCAUUGUGGAGUGUGAACAUAUUUCAAAGCCAAACCUUCAAGAGCAACUACCUAUAUAUAUUGAAGCACCCAAUUUAUUCAUUUACAACUUUAAGAGAAGAGGGACUGUCACUUUAAAAUAAAAUUAAAUAUAGAAAAAUAGAUUACCUCAGUAAACGAAACAAUAUUUUGUAAUUUAUUGUUUGAUCUCAUAUUUAGAGAAAUAUUUUAUAUGUAUUUUGAUAAAUGAAUAAAUCACUAGGAAUAAUCUAAUGAUAUAUAAGAUGAUUAUAUUAUGAGCAUGUUUGUUUUGUUUAUCUUUUUUUAUACAUGUAACUUAUAACAUAUUAAAGACAAUCCAUCAUUUAGUUCCCAUGCUUUACCUUAAAACACCCAAAAUUUAUAAAUUGGUUCAGGUCGCAGUGGAAGGAUAGUUCCAAUGCUUUACCUCAAAACACCCAAAAUUAAAAAUCUGUUCAGAUCGCAGUGGAACAAUCUGAUUAAAACACAGAUUCUAUUUUGUUUCAUUUUUUUAUAGUUCAAAAUUUCGUUUUAUUUGUCUGUACUAUACUAGCAUCUGGAAGAGUUGUUAUAUAAUUAUAACAUGCUUUCUGGAUGGCGUAAGGGAUUAGCCAAUGAAACCAUCUGUUAUGGAAACUUCUUGGUGUGCGAUGCACGGAGCUGUGUGUAAACCACUAGAAAUGUCCGACGUCAUAGGGUCAAAAGCCAUUCGUACAACCUCUGUAGUGUAGGCCAUCGAAAGUAUAAAACAAAACGAAACGAAAUAUGAAUCUGUAUUUUAAUCAGAUUGGCAGUGGAAGGACACCAUCCUCAGCAGAAAGAGUCCAUCGAAUCUGAAAGUAUCUGGCACUAAUUUAAGUUUCGUCAGGUGCAAUAACAACUGAUUUAUCUUUUUCACACAUUUUUAUUGAUAAUUUCUAAUUCAUGGCCAGUAUACAAUGUCAGGUUCAAGUCCAUAGCGCCUGACAUUUUGUUAGAUACAAUUAAAAUCUUUAUAUCCAGAUCUGAUGUCACAUUUGUCAAGAAAUAUGUUAUCUCGCAAUAUGUCAUUUAUUUGACAUCGCAAGGUAAUAAAACAAUGUGUAAGAUAUUUUUCUGAACACUUUGUUCCUGUUAUGCUCUCUUUAACCUACUGAAUAUAUAUGGUCAUAAAAAUCAAAAUAACUUACCUGCUGAAAAUUAAUUUAUAGUCAUGUAAAGCAUUAAUUUUAAGUUGUAUAUAUUCACUUAUAUUUUAUUAAAAAAAUUCUUUAAACCCAUAAGUACAUGUAUAUUCAUUGUUCAAAACAAGAAGUGUAUGUGACAUGUCCUUGUUCACAAAAUUUCUUUAGAACAUGAAAGUUAACGUUUGUAAUUUGGCACUCUUAAAAUCAAAUAUGUUACAUUCUGUUUUAAGGUAGUUAUGUGGAAUAAAUCUUGAGGGCAUAUAAAUAUGUAUAAUAGACAAUUGUUAUUACUUAUACCCAUUAGUAAUGUAUAUCAAAAUAUGUAUUUACUUAUUAUUUUUCACUCUCAAUACAGUACCCUCUUAACUAUUUUAUAUAUGCCUUUAAUUAAGGUAAAAUCCAAAUCUCAAAACUUCUGGUAAUUUUAUGGAAAAGGGUUUCACUAUAACUAUGUUACAUACGCCUUUAAAAAAGGUAAAAUCCCAUUCUCAAAACUUCAGUAAUUUUAUGGAAAGGGGCUUCACUAUAACUAUGUUACAUAUGCCUUUAAUAAAGGUAAAAUCCAAUUCUCAAAACUUCAGUAAUUUUAUGGAAAGGGGCUUCACUAUAACUAUGUUACAUAUGCCUUUAAAAAAGGUAAAAUCCCAUUCUCAAAACUUCAGUAAUUUUAUGGAAAGGGGCUUCACUAUAACUAUGUUACAUAUGUCUUUAAUAAAGGUAAAAUCCAAAUCUCAAAACUUCAGUAAUUUUAUGGAAAGGGGCUUCACUAUAACUAUGUUACAUAUGCCUUUAAUAAAGGUAAAAUCCAAAUCUCAAAACUUCAGUAAUUUUAUGGAAAGGGGCUUCACUAUAACUAUGUUACAUAUGCCUUUAAUAAAGGUAAAAUCCAAAUCUCAAAACUUCAGUAAUUUUAUGGAAAGGGGCUUCACUAUAACUAUGUUACAUAUGCCUUUAAUAAAGGUAAAAUCCAAAUCUCAAAACUUCUGUAAUUUUAUGGAAAAGGGGUUCACUUUAUGCAUAUUUCAUACAGGGGGUUGGAUGGCCGAAUAGUUAGCGUGUGCACGCUGUAUCAUAAGGUCUGUCAUUGAGUCAACUGGUGUGGUUUCGAUUUCCCGGUUGCCUGGCCAACCUCGUGGGUUUUCUCUGGGGCAUCCGGUUUACUCACACUGCUAAAGACCCCUAUGUGAAGCAAAUUAUUGAAAUAAAAUUAAACAAAAUGUUAGUCCCGAAAUUAAUUAGUUUGUGUCGAGUGGACGUGAAACCCCAUUUCUCUCUCUCUCAUAUUUCAUACUGGAUAUUAUGUUAUUUUAGUAUCUGUGAAAUUGAAAAGAAGAAAAAAAAUGUUUCUUUAUGCUUAAAUGGAAAUUAACUGGAUGAAUUUAACAUUGUCAGGGAAUUACCUUUAAUAGAUACAAAUGUAAAAUGGUGAAGAUGGUACUUUGUCGAGAUCAAGAUUUUUUUCAAUUAUUUUAUUAUGUGUUAUUUAAUUAUGCAAUUUUCUUUAAAGUGUCAAAUCUUUGUUAAAUAUUGUAAAUAAUUGAAGAAUGAAUUUAAGUCCUUUACUUGAAAUAUAUAACAAAAGGUUAUAGUAAUAUUUUAAUUUCAGAAGUCACUGAGUGCAGAUUUAUUUAUAGGCUAAAUAAUUCUAUAAAAUAAGCUGUUUGUCUGAACUGACAAAAUUGGACAAAUUUUGAAGUAACUAAUUUUGUAACUGUCUGAAAGGAGUAUUUGGUUUUCCUUUUUUAUCAGAUUUAUGAAUGACAAUUUAUAUUUUAAGUAUAAUAAUUUGAAUUCAUUGUUCAAUUCUUUUAUUUAGAUUAAUGGAUUUGUGUUUGCAUUCCAAAAUAGGCAUUUACUAAUUCAUCUCUAUUGUUACAUUACUCUGUAUACAGGAAGUUGAAUUAUAGUUAAGAGUAAGUUUUCUUUGAAUGGCAUUUAGUAAUUGGAACAUAAUCAAAUAACACACUGUUUAUGGAAUAACAAUUACUAUGGUUUAUUUCACUGCGACAUUUCAACAAGAUUUCACAAGUCGUUAUCAAGCAUAUAACACAUUUUUUUGUACUAUACGCUUGAUAACAACUUGUGAAAUAUUGUUGAAACGUUGCAGUGAAAUUUACCAUAGUAAUUGUUAUCAAUGGAUAGUGUGUUAUUUGAAGAGUAAGUUUUAUUGAGUUGUAUCAGUGAAGAGAUUUAUUAGCAAUUAAAUUGAGGCCUCUUGCAGGAAAUAUAUAUAAAGCUCUGAAUACAUCAAGGAUUAAAUGAUGUUCCAAAACCGACAAAAUAUCAAUGGUGUAUAGAAAAUUGGCAAAUAAUCCAUCACCAACAAAACCUGGUCUUUGGUUGCUGCAGCAUAGCUGACAAGGAGAGUGUGCCGAGUGGUUCGGAACCAUGGAAAACCAAAAUGACAAUGACCAUAUGUCAGUCACAGAAUGACUAGAGUUUAAACCAGGCCUGGAAAUAAUGGUUUGAGAUGUACCUGACAAAAUGUCAGGCACUAACGAAAAAUAGUAGCUGAGAUUUUCAACUUAGUGCCGGACAUGUAUUAAUAAUAUCAAUAAAAAAGACAAAUCAGUGCCAAGCAAAAUGACAGGCACCAGAGAUAUUGUGCCUGACAAAGCCUGAAUCUGUGCCUGACAUUGUCUGUGACAGAUGCCUUAUUUCCAGGCUUGGUUUAAACCCUACCCUAUUUGUUUCAAAUUCAUAUUUUUAAACUGAUGAUUAUUGUUUAAGUCUUUUAUGGAGGCAACUAUAUUUAUUUUUGUAUAAAGCAGUCAUUUUAAGGUGAAUGUUCAAUAAAUUGGACCAUGUGGCAUGUAAACAUGCUUACCAAGGGAAUCCUUGUACACAAUAUCUGUAUGGUGUACACUGGGUGAGAAAUUAGACUGUCAAAUGAUCCUUGAUGUGUACAGUUCUUCAAAUUGUAAAUAUGUCAUUUUAAUAUAUUAUAUAUCUCUACUGAACAGAAGGUGUAAUAAGUAACUUCACUUGUACACUGUGCCAUCAGACAUUGAAUUAUUCAAAACGUAUUUAACCAGGGUCUAUAACUUCCAGAUGUUGGUUUCUAGAAAUAUAAUAUUGCAAAACGACCAUGUGAAAACAUUAAAGUUGUACAUAUUUUAAAACCUUAGUAAAUGUUUUAUUGUUGUCACUCUGAAUAUAAACCUCAGCAAUAAAAUGUUAACAUGGAAUUAUUCUCUCCUCUUCCUAUAUAUAUAAUUAUAUAGUUUCUCAACUAAUGAAUUUGAAUUUUUGAUAUUAAACUUCCCUUGCUUAAACAUACAUUAUGCAAGAGCUAAAUCUGCCUAUGGCAGGUCUUUCUUUAGGCCUGAAAUGAUUUCUAAAUUAUUAAUUACUUAGGCAUUAAUUAACUGAUCCAGGCCAUAAUCAACUUCCGAUGGCAUUGGAUUUCUCCGAUGUUAAAUAGAUUAGAACGGUUCAGCCAUAUUUUAAUUUAAUUUAAAAAUGGAGGAGCGAGACGUAGCUUCGAACAACCAGUACGGUGGUAAUUAUUGCACAUGUCUUGUCAAAGCUUCAAAGGCUAAUAUCUUCACUCGCAAUAGAGUAAUUGGAAUGAAAUUUUCAAAUUAUUCAUUUUACAUUAUUUAUUUUCGAACUGUUAUAGCAAGUAUGGCUAGCUCUUUAUCUAAAUCUUACAUAAUGUAUCUUUAAUAGAAAAAACUCCCUCCAUUUAACGAGAAACCACCUGAUAAUAGGUAAUCUUGUGUUAGUCCCAAAAUAACCAAAUUAUUAUAUAGAUGAAAUGAUCUAUCUCAUUCAUUUCAUGACAUUAAUAUAUAGAGGAUAUUUGUCGUUUUAGAGUGAAUAACAUAUUUUAUUUCAUCGAGAAGCAAGAAAACUUAUAUUUUCACGAAUGCGUAGCAUGAGUGAAAAUAAACGUUUUCUUGCUUAGAGAUGAAAUAAAAUAUGUUAUUCACGACAAAACGACAAAUGUUCUAUUUAUUUUAUGAUUUUACAAUCAUUUUAGGUAAAAACAACUAGCCAGUGGAAUAACACUUUUAUUUCACUGAUAAAACGCGGUAUUCCACUACUGAUCAUAAAAUAAAAUAGUUUAUAAUUCUCACAGUUAGUUAGUGUAUCAAAGUUCUGAGAAAUGUAACACAGGAUCAUAGUGUGGUCUAAUAGAAAUAUAAAUUGUUAGAUAUACUUUAUAUGAAUCUAAAGUUGAAAUAAAUGAUAAUAUUUAAUGUACCGGUAUAUGAUUUUAUAUAUAUUAUUUUUAAAUGCAAUACCCUCCACCCUAUAAAAACCAUUGUUAUCAAUACUUUGUUGUUAUCAAUUUAAUUUAAAUCAAUAAAACAUUAUCAAACUAAUACAAAAUGUUUAAAUAAUUGCAGAAUCAGUUCACCUAAUUAAAGCAAACUUAUACUGAAAUUUAUUUUUGAAUGUAGAGAAAUGGUUUUAUAAAUAUAAUAAGAUAAGUUGAUGUAUUGAUAAUGUUAUUUAUUGUUAUUAUCUCGACCUGAUAACCUAUACUGAGUGUAAAUAUCAAGAAAUGAUCAGGCACGUAACUAGAGGGGGAGGGGGGAGGGGCAAAGCCCCCCUCUUCAAAAAGUUUCGCUCUCCCUGUGAAAAAAUUGUCGACCACAGAUAUACAUUGUCCGUCAAUUUUACAGCACCCCCCUAGAACACUCGUUGCUCUGAGCUAGUUACGGCCCUGGAAAUGAUAUUAACUAUGUAAUGAGUAAGAACCUAGAAAUGUUUUUAUUUUUAAUGUAAUAAUUUAUUAAGACACUCACACACUUAACUGCAUGCAUACCUACUGCAUGUUUGUGUAGUUAUUAUAAGUUAUUACAAUUCUUAUUGAAUCUGUUAUAUCACAAUUUUAUAUCAGUUAUUAUUAUUAUUGUGUAUUCGGUUCCUAUUAAAUUUCACUAAAAGAAACAUCA
Messenger RNA from Patella vulgata (common limpet), 9761 nucleotides. Its product is annotated as cytochrome b5 reductase 4. Gene Ontology annotation, molecular function: heme binding; oxidoreductase activity. Lineage: Eukaryota; Metazoa; Mollusca; Gastropoda; Patellidae. The coding region runs from base 274 to 1881 and encodes 535 amino acids. The transcript has 15 exons. Gene Ontology annotation, cellular component: endoplasmic reticulum. Gene Ontology annotation, biological process: generation of precursor metabolites and energy; superoxide metabolic process. The record is from RefSeq and is a predicted model, not a curated record.